This is a messenger RNA of Chionomys nivalis (European snow vole), 4288 nucleotides long. It is a transcript of the gene Mepce, whose product is annotated as methylphosphate capping enzyme. NCBI's taxonomy places the organism in Eukaryota, Metazoa, Chordata, Mammalia, Rodentia, Cricetidae. The coding region runs from base 401 to 2386 and encodes 661 amino acids. The transcript is spliced from 4 exons. Gene Ontology annotation, biological process: snRNA modification. Gene Ontology annotation, molecular function: snRNA binding; RNA methyltransferase activity; O-methyltransferase activity. The record is from RefSeq and is a predicted model, not a curated record.
ACUCUCGGAGCCGUUAAGUUGGUUCGCAGUCCCCCGUGCGCGCGCACCCGGGUGGUGGCGGCGUGCGCAUGCGUGGGUCCUGGGCGAGCGGACCGCGCGCCCGUGUUGCGCGCUCGCGGCGGAGUGGUAGUGGCGGCGGCGAGGGUGGCGGCGCACGCGCAGUUGGCGCCUCGGCUUGUCCGGGUCUCGCGGGCAUCUUGUUUUGGUCUCGCGGGCGAGUGGGGCGCGCUUGGUGUGUCGCGGGAGGGAGGUGGAGGCGCUUGGGCGCGAGGCAGAGCUGCGCGCGCACUCGGGGAAGGGGCGGGAGGGAGGCGGGCUUCGGAAGGGUUUGCAGGGGGCUUCCCCGUGAUCUCGUCUCAGUCCCCUCGCCUGGGAAGGGGGAAUUAAACAGGGGGAGGAGAUGAUCGAGAUGGCGGCGGAGAAGGAGCCCUUUCUGGUGCCGGCCCCGCCGCCGCCGCUCAAAGAGGAGUCGGGCGGAGGGGGCGGCCCCGAGGUGCGAUCGCACCGAGAGGCUGCCUCCGGGGAGCCCCGCGACGGGACGGAACGCGGUCCGGGCCCACGCGCGCACUCGGCCGGGGCCGCAGCCAGCGGAGGGGGCGGCCCCCAGGCACAGGCACAUGGGGAGCCCCACGGGCGAGCUACCGCUCCUGCGGACGUGGAGGAGGAGCGACGGGGAGGGGGCGGGACGGACCUGGGUCCCCCGGCCCCUCCUCGACCUCGCAAUGGCUACCAGCCCCACCGACCCCCCGGGGGUGGCGGGGGCAAGAGAAGAAAUAGCUGUAACGUGGGGGGAGGGAGCGGUGGAGGCUUCAAACAUCCGGCCUUCAAGAGGCGCCGGCGGGUGAAUUCGGACUGCGACUCGGUGUUACCCUCCAAUUUUCUUCUGGGGGGCAAUAUAUUUGAUCCACUGAACCUGAAUAGCCUCCUGGAUGAGGAAGUAAGUAGAGCGCUCAAUGCGGAGACCCCAAAGUCAUCCCCACUUCCGGCCAAGGGACGAGACCCUGUGGAGAUCCUCAUCCCCAAAGAUAUCACUGACCCGCUCAGUCUCAACACUUGCACUGAUGAGGCCCAUGUAGUUCUGGCCUCGCCACUCAAGAUCGGUCGCAAGCGCCAUAGACACCGGGGACCGCACCACCAGCAGCAGCAGGCGUCUGGAGGGAACGAUAGCCACGCCGUGCUGCCUGCUGACCCUCUCACCCCCUCACUCCAAGGGGAGGGUGCCACGCAGCAGCAGCACCGAGGCCAGAACCGCGAUGCCCCUCAACCCUAUGAACUCAACACAGCCAUCAACUGCAGGGACGAAGUUGUGUCUCCCCUUCCAUCUGCCCUGCAGGGCUCCUCAGGCUCCCUUUCUGCCCCUCCAGCUGCCUCAGUUACCUCUGCACCCUCAUCUUCCUCCUCCCGACACCGCAAACGCCGCAGGACUUCCAGCAAGUCGGAGGCAGGGGCUAGGGGUGGAAGCCAGGGUUCCAAGGAAAAGGGCAGAGGGAGUGGGGGAGGCCGCCAUCACCACCCACCACCUGCAACUGGCUUCAAAAAGCAACAGCAAAAGUUCCAGUAUGGGAAUUACAGCAAAUACUAUGGCUAUCGCAAUCCUUCCUGUGAGGACGUGCGCCUUAGGGUGUUGAAGCCAGAGUGGUUUCAAGGCCGGGACGUCCUAGAUUUGGGCUGCAAUGUUGGCCAUCUGACCCUAAGUAUUGCCUGCAAGUGGGGCCCAGCCCGCAUGGUUGGGCUGGACAUUGAUCCACGGCUUAUCCACUCUGCCCGCCAAAAUAUCCGACACUACCUGUCCGAGGAGCUUCGUCUCCAAGCCCAGACUUCUGAGGGUGACCCAGGGACAGAAGGGAAGGAAGGGACUGCCACCGUCCGAAAAAGGAGCUGCUUCCCAGCCUCACUGACAGCCAGCCGGGGUCCCAUCGCUGCACCCCAAGUGCCCUUGGAUGGAGCAGACACAUCUGUCUUCCCCAACAAUGUUGUCUUCGUCACGGGUAACUAUGUCCUGGACCGAGAUGAGCUGGUGGACGCCCAAAGACCUGAGUAUGAUGUGGUGCUCUGCCUCAGCCUCACCAAGUGGGUGCACCUGAACUGGGGGGACGAGGGGCUAAAGCGCAUGUUCCGCCGGAUCUACCGGCAUCUGCGCCCUGGGGGCAUUCUGGUCCUGGAGCCCCAACCAUGGUCGUCCUACUGCAGGAGAAAGUCUCUCACGGAAACAAUCUAUAAGAACUACUUUCGAAUCCAGCUGAAGCCAGAACAGUUCAGUUCCUACCUGACGUCCCCAGAGGUGGGCUUCUCAAGCUAUGAGCUUGUGGCCACACCAAGUAACACCUCCAGAGGCUUCCAGCGUCCUGUGUACUUGUUCCACAAGGCCCGGUCCCCCAGCCACUAAGUGGCCUUCCGAACAGAAGGUGUGAGGAGGCUGCCCUUGCUGCUCCUGAAGACCUGGGGGAAGUGGAAAUUAUCCCAAGGUCUUUCCUGUCUAACUCCAAAAAGUUUCUUUUUUUGGAUCUGUAAAGAGAGCUUUUCUUAAGUUGCUUCCCCAAGUCUUCUCCCUGACACCUCUGGCACUUGAGUAAGCCCAGCUGUGCUGGAAUUACAUCAGCUUCCUCUCCCAGCCUGCUGGGCUGGAUGGCAUGGACUGUUUGCUGACUCUGUCCCUCCUAGGGCAUGGGAAGGGGGAAUGUCAAAUUAUCUAGCCCUUCCUCCUGUUCUCCAAAGGAGAUUCCUGCUUCUCAGCCUUUGUUCCUAGCUGCACUUAAGUGGACCAUGGAUGGACUAAGGGUGUUAGAGGGGAAGUUUGGUAAGGAGACACACAGGUACUGUGAAAUCCUUCCUUCUGCUGUCCCCCGGUGGGAGAGGGAGCUGGGUUUGGAAUGUGAGAACAGCACAAUAAACUUGAUAGCUAGGGCAGUGGCCCCUGCACCUGUGUCUGGUGCUUUCUGAUGGGAUGGUACCUCUUAGUAGGAAUCUCGUGGGGUGAAUUUUGCUGGUUGUGGUACAGGCAGGCUGCUCUUGAGGUUUGAGGCCAGCCUGAGUGGGCUACAUAAUGGAGCGAUAUCCUAUAGGGGUGGAAGACUGUUAGUCCCUGUUGUAGUUAGGGUUGAUACUGCUGUGGUAAACACUAUGGCCAAGGAAACUUGGGGAAGAGUUUAUUCAGUUUCUAUGUCCGCAUCUCAGUUCAUCGUUAAGGGAAGGGCAGGGACCUGGAGGCAGCUGAUAUAGAAGCAAUGGAAGGAUGCUGCUUACGGACUUGUUCCUCAAAACUUGCUUAGCCUUUCUUAUAGACCCCAGGACCACCAGCCCAGGGAUUGUUCCACCCACAAUGGGCCAGGCCUUAUUCCAUCAAUCACUAUGUCCUACAUACUUGCCUAGAGCCUGGUCUUACAGAGCCAUUUUCUCAGUUGAGCCUCCCUCCUAAUAACACCAGCUUGUGUCAAGCUGACAUAAAACUAGCCAGUACCCUUACUGCUGAAGAAAGGGGGAGGGAUAGAGCAAAUUUUGGUGUGUAGCUUAUCGAGUCCAACUUAGUUUCCUUCUAAAGAAACCGCAGACAAGUGUAUGUGUACAGGAGUGUGAUGCAGAAGGCUGAGGGCUUGGCAGCAGGGGUAAAAUAGAGCUCGAGAUGGGUACUAGUCCAGAGGCACAAACCUGCUUCAGGACCGCUGGUGGAAUGAGAUGUUUGAGUGGUUUGCAAAGUGAAGGUCUCCACUGCUUUGUCAAGGGUUCCUGUAACUUCAGACAUUGAACACUCAGGACUGUUCUGUUGGACAACAUGGGUAAUACACAAAUGGAGCCUAGACAGUCUCCUGUGGAGCAAUUAUUUAAUGAUAACACCCUCAUUUGGGUAAAUAUUUUUGUUUAGAAGUAUUUGAAUAACCAGAUGUGGUGGUGCAGGCCUUUAAUCCUCUGCCUGGGAAACAGAGGCAGGCAAAUCUGAGUUCAAGGCUAGCCUGGUCUAAACGAGUUCCAAGACAACCAGCGCUAAAGAGACAUAGAUUUAAAAUUGUUCUUAUAGUCGGGCAAUGAUGACUGACACCUUUAAUCCCAGCACUCGGGGGGCAGAGGCAGGCAGAUCUCUUGAGUUCAAGUCCAGCCUGGUCUACAAGAGCUAGUUCUGGGACAGGCUCCAAAGCUACACAGAGAAACCCUGUCUUGAAAAAUCAAAAUAGCCGGGCUGUGGUGGCACACGUUUAAUCCCAGCACACAGGAGGCAGGGGCAGGUGGAUCUCUGAGUUUGAGGCUAGCCUGGUCUAUAAGAGCUAGUUCCAGGACAGGCUCCAAAGCUUCAGAG